UAUUGUGUUUUUUCAGUAAUGUGUUGGGGAAAUAGUUAGAAAUGUGUCAGUUUUGUUAUACUGUACGUUUGAGUAAAUAAUAACUAAGGAGCGAUGGAUCCGAAUCGUGAAUCCGGAUUGGGAAGCGAUUCUGAUAACAUGGCAGAAUUAACAGCAUUAUUGACAACCGAGAUUCCGGAUGGGAGAAGUAAUCUUGCAGAUAGCCAUACAAACUUGGAGAGGGUAGCAGAAUACUGUGAAGGAAAUUACUUCCAGUCUGAUAACAAGAGGGCUGCUCUUGAAGAGACCAAAAACUACACCACCCAAUCUCUGGCCAGCGUUGCUUAUCAGAUCAACACCCUUGCAUACAACUUCUUGCAGUUACUGGAUCUUCAAACUGCUCAGCUUGCAGAAAUGGAAAGUCAGAUGAAUCACAUUGCUCAGACAGUGAUGAUCCAUAAGGAAAAGGUUGCUCGUCGUGAAAUUGGAGUGUUGACAGCCAACAAGACAACAACUAGACAGUACAAAAUAAUUGCUCCUGCCAAUCCUGAGAAACCAAUUAAAUAUGUGCGGAAACCUAUUGAUUACACGGCCUUGGAUGAUAUUGGUCAUGGAGUUAGAACUACGUCCACAGGGGGCACUCCCCGUUCUAAGCAGAGAGGGUCUAGUCAGGGCAGCAUCCAGUCACUUGGUUCAGUAUCGGCAACCGGCAUGGGACCCGUGGUGGGUCCAGCCCCCACGACAAAGCCUCCGACUCCACCGCAGGUUGUCCGAACGGGGGGCAGCCUCAGUAAGGGAUCCAGAGAGUACAGGACUCCACCUGCUGUAGCACCACCUCAGGUGCCAAGUCACUAUGCGCCCAACUAUCCACUUGGACACCCUCGUCGAGGAGAGAGGGGCGCUGGUUACAGCACCUUGCCAAUGCCUCCCUCGGUACACAUGCAUUCCCAUACGCUGCCUCACCACACUCAGCAGCAUGUUCCCCACCCUUCUCCUCCCAUGUCCCCCCCUCAGGUAGGCAUGGUGCAUCCAAUACCUCACAACAUUCAGCAGACUGUGCAGUCAUCGCACCCGCAGACUCCUCCGCCUCCACCACCACCAAAUUCGUACACAUUGGACCACCACUCCAGCAUGCCGCCUCCUCCUUCUCCACUCUCAAUAGUGAUAAAUAGUGGUGGUGACACAGUUGACCAUGGCAGCCUACAUCAUCUGCAUCACUCCCAUACACUGCCUCAUCACCAUGCACCGGCUCAGGCUCUUCAUCAUCAGCAUCGUCCUGGCAACGCUUCUCCCCCACUUCCACCGCCACCUCCCCCCGAGGAUGAGCAUGCGGGGUUUGGCCGUCCGCAUGCCGGAAGGAUGAUGCCGAUUGUUCCAGAUGAAGAGGACUUGCCAGGAUGGGUCCCCAAGAACUACAUUGAGAAAGUGGUUGCAAUCUAUGAUUACUAUGCAGACAAAGAGGACGAACUUAGUUUUCAAGAGAGCUCGGUCAUAUAUGUGCUGAAGAAGAAUGAUGAUGGUUGGUGGGAAGGUGUCAUGGAUGGCAUCACGGGACUCUUCCCAGGGAACUAUGUGGAACCGUGUGUUUGAAGCACAGUGGUUUUUGAAGCAGAGCACUCGUUCCUGCGGCUUUUCAUAUUGAAGGUACUAGAAAGUAGACCAGUGAGGGCUUAAAAGUAUUGCUCGGUCGCUUAUCAAUCGGAAGUUGGUGAGUUUCAAGAUAAUCUUUGUUAAAUUUACUUAUUCACGUCACUUGUAUGUGUUUUGAAUUCUUACUGGUCUCUUUCCUUGAGGUAAAAUGCCCCUGAGAUGUGUAUUAAUUCCUUUUCAUUCUUUAAAUAGAAGAAAAUUUUUAUAAUCUUUUGUAUCUUACAAAAGCUUAACUCUAGAAGAAAAAUGUGAUUUGGGUUUUUGGAUUGUUACACCCAAGUGCCACAUCCGUUGUUUAUCCCUUAUUUGUGAAUUACAAUACGUAUUACGAAAAAUAUUUUAACUCUGUGAGAUUUGGGAUUGACCGUUAACUCUAACCUAGAAAUGUCAGGAAGAAGGACAUUUCUGAAAAAUGAUUUAGCAGUAUGCUAGUGCAACACAUAACUGGACUUCGCAUAAACUGUGAUUCACGGACAGUGAAAGUUAACAUUAUA
Zootermopsis nevadensis is the source of this 2123-nucleotide messenger RNA. It is a transcript of the gene Abi, whose product is annotated as tyrosine kinase Abl. Gene Ontology annotation, cellular component: SCAR complex; lamellipodium; actin-based cell projection. NCBI's taxonomy places the organism in Eukaryota, Metazoa, Arthropoda, Insecta, Blattodea, Termopsidae. Gene Ontology annotation, molecular function: signaling adaptor activity; SH3 domain binding. The record is from RefSeq and is a predicted model, not a curated record. Gene Ontology annotation, biological process: neuron migration.